CUUCUCUGAUUUUUCCCCUCUCCUAUCAUGGAACGUACCGUCGCGUGAGUCUGUCCGUGCCCACGAUGUUGCGCUCGCCGGUGUCGCCCGAGCGAGGGUCGUCUCGCUCUCCACUUCCUCCUCCUCCUCCUCCUCCACUACUGCCACAGCCCCCUCGCCGCUCCUUCGACGACGCCUAUGCCCGCCCCGCCUCCUCCGGCAGCGAUGCCUCCUCGAUCACCUCCAAUGUGACCACCAUCUCACCCCGCCAGUCGGCCUUCAACCCCAGUGCGGUGUCGCUGACCUCCUCUCCUCGACCGCCACGCACCUCCUCCGUCACCGCCAACACCACCGCCGUUCCCCCAAUCACCUCCUCUUCCUCCUCCACCGUCCGAUCUCCCGUCUCCUUCAUGCCUCAUAAUGAGAUUCUGAGCAGAAAACCGUCGGGUCGCGGUGGUCCCUCGGAAAUGCAGAGACGUUCUCGCCACCACUCGCAGGGCUUCUUCGAGCCGUCCCUCCCCACGGCGUCCUCCGAGGCCACCAUCUCCGCCUCCAGAAUCGCGGCCCAGGCGGCUAUGCUCCAACAACAACAGACGGCUACACAGAAUCCCCCCAAGCGCCCUCCUACCGUGCGGGGUGUUUCCGAGGACGGCUCCCGGUCCAGGCGAGGCGGGAGCGCUUCCCCUCCUCCCCCGCCACCUCCAGCACCCUUGUUUGCGCCCCCAACCUCCGGCAGUGCAUCUGGGACGUCAUAUCAGAGUGGGUCUACGACGGGAGGACAUACUCAUGCCGCGACGACGGCAGCAAAUGUGGUGUUUCCCCGCAAUCCGGCGCUGCAGCCGCCCGGGCUGGAAAUCCCCGCGGAGCGAGAGCAUAGGCACAAGGGCGAGAAAUCGAAGAUGAAGUUGUUCUCGAAGCCGAAGCAUAUUGGGAUCAGUCGCGAUAAGGACGGCGUCGGCAAGGAUCGGGGCUUACCAUCACCGAGCAAGAUGGGGUUCCCGGGCGGGGGUUUGUCGCGGAUCGUCAGUGCGUCCACCACAAGCUUGGCUGAUACGUUUCCAUCAAAUAAUACGUCUAUGUACAAUCUGUCAAAUGCGUCCGCAAGUACAGUGGUCCCAGCAGAUAAGUCGGUGGGGGUCGAGAAGGAGAAGGAGAAGGAUAAGGAUAAGCACAAGCACCACUUUUUAUCGCGUCAGAAGUUGAAGCUGAAGGACCUGAAGGAUCGGGACGAUCAUUACAACUUGCCCCUUUCAUCAGCGUCGAGUAACUCCAAGCCGUCGGAUCCGAAUGCUCCUCAGUCGCUUUACUCGUUUACACCUGCUUCGCCGGGUGCGGUGACGACUACGUUUGGGAAAAGUGUGAGCGGUCUGGACCUGCUACACGGUUUACGGGAGAAAAAGAAGGAAGAGAAGGCGCAAGAAUCGGAGCAAUUGGAAUGGGUGGCGAGCUCAUCCGGGCCUGGUGGUACAUCAGGGGGGUUUCCAGGGCCGUCGUCGCUGGGGAGCUCCACGGGGGUUCUGGCAGAGGCUGCUCUCCGGGAGACGCUCCAGGGGUUUGGAUUGAAUAAUAUGACACCGGAGGACGCAUGGGACUUUCUCAAGGCCAAGUUAAUGGUCAUAUUCGACGGGGAGGAUGUUCGCAUUGCCAUCGAGGAUCUCAACAAACUGGUUCUAAUCCACAUCCAGCGCUGUGUGCAGAAACGUACUCCAACCUCGGUCGUGGAUGACUUGCGGGAGUUGUUAGAAACGGGAUGUGCAUCUCUGAACCAUACAUUGAACGGUAUUCCAGAUGAGAAGCUGGUCCCUCAUCUGGUACAGGUAUGGAUGCUGUUGUUCGGCACAAUCCUCCCAUUCAUUCAGGCGGUCUUCUUGCCACUGGAUCUUGAGUUCAAGGGCUGCGGAUCCGUGAUGAACCGACGAGAGGCGAGCGAGUUCUGGACAUCGGCGUUCAACGGCGAGUACCCGGGCUGCGAGCUGGAGGUGCGCAACCUGGUGCUGAUUGCAUUUCGCGACAUGGUGAUCCUGUACCGGUACGACGUCCUUAAGGCGACAUUCUCGCGGCUGAGUUUGGACAGCAUCAAGCUGGGCCCGGCAGCGCUGAGCGUGACGACCAAGAGCAGUACCAACAGCAAUGGCGGACGGCCGGCAACAGCGGCGUCGCUGGACGGUGGGUUCGGCAGCUACAGCUCGCAGUCAUCGACACUGCUCAACGCGGCGGCGAACAGCUACUCGUCGGACUCGCUCAGCUGCAACCGCAGCCGGGCGGCAUCGAACACGUCCAACCCGGACCAGCUCAUCUUCCAGUCAUUCUCGUCGCCGACGCAGUGGCCGAGCAUCAUCCACCGGGCCUCGCACAUGGACACGUCCCACCUGAUCACGGAGACGGUAGGACGGAUGCUGCAGUGCCUCAGCGUCCUGGCGAGCGUGCAGACGGGUGACCGGGCACAGGAGCAGAUUGAACUUCUAAGCAAGGAGCUGAAGCACAACUGGCUGGGACGGGGACGUACCGGCCGGGACCGCCGCGGGUUCGUAGGAACCAAGAUCCGGCCGGCGAUAGUGGCGCGAACGGACAGUGACGAGUACAUGAAGGAUGGCAUGCAUGGGGAAGACUAUGGGCGUCGGGAAUUGAGUGUUUUAUGAUUGGUACUUGUUAGUAGAUCUCUUGGUAGUGCUCUUCUCCGCCACUGCCACCUCUGCCUCAAGCUCUGGUCUCGAAUCGCCGAUUCUACGUCGGCCAGACUUGCGGGGGCCCGUGCGCCUCUGGGGGUGGCGCAGGUAUGUCUUAUUGUGGCUGAUGGGAUUGGUGUGGCUUGUGUGGUUGAUUUAGAGGCGUUUGGCAGUCGGAUUUUGAUACGGGCUCGGGGAGGCGCUUGGCUUGGGGGUUCGUUUCAGUGCUUUCGUCGAGGUCCUUGCUGUAUCGUUGUUGGUCUUGUGAAUACCCUGGCGCGUUUGACCGUGAGUCCCGAGCAGUACAGACAGGGCGCAUUGGUGACUGUAUUUAAGGCGUCAGUGCAACGGGGAUAGGAGCAACAAUUGUCAAGAUGGC
Messenger RNA from Aspergillus sclerotioniger CBS 115572, 3024 nucleotides. RefSeq lists its product as uncharacterized. Bases 66 to 2618 code for a protein of 850 amino acids. NCBI's taxonomy places the organism in Eukaryota, Fungi, Ascomycota, Eurotiomycetes, Eurotiales, Aspergillaceae. Gene Ontology annotation, biological process: TORC2 signaling. Gene Ontology annotation, cellular component: TORC2 complex. The transcript has a single exon. The record is from RefSeq and is a predicted model, not a curated record.